UUAUCGCUCAUUUCAACGUCCCAUAAUCCCAUAAAACACAAGAAGUCCAGACGCGAAACCAAAAAAUACCGCGAAACCCAAAAAAAUCCCAAAAUUCAGGAGUUCAAUCGUAGCUGCAUCCUCGACGUUGCCAAAAUACGAAAAUAAUUCGAACCUGGAUUUGUUUCCAUUGUGUGUACAAGUUGGUUACAUGACGCGUUAAGUUAUUGCCAUUUUUUAUUGAAUUCUUGCCAUGUCUGUUACGUUUUUGGCUCAGUCGUAUCUUUAUAUACGCUACGUAAAUUAUUCACCGAUUCGCGAACAUUAAAAUAUUCGAAAUGACUUGAAAAAUGGUAUGUAAAUGACCCUUGGUUCGAUCCUGCUAUUUAAACUAGUUUCGCGCUUUUGUGUCUCUUUUAGUUUGUGCUUUUUUUCGUGUUUUUGUGCGGAAAGCUUGCCAGACUUUGGUUUUUACCUUGGAUUUUUAUGUUUACCGUGUAACUUUUAUUGGAUAUAGCAACAAAUGUCUCUGUGGCACAGUAGUCUUGAACUAGGCAAAACAAACCUAAAUAAUAACUUGGAUAACGUUAAUCGUUCAAAUCUUUAUCAUAGGCCACAUAAGUGUAAAAUGUCUCAGAUGGGUGGUGAUGAACUUCACACUCCUCGUUACUUGUCCUGGAGGAAACUACACCUGAGCAGAGCUAAACUGAAGGCUUCCAGUAAGACGUCUGCGCUGCUUGCUGGAUUUGCCAUGGUAGCAAUGGUCGAGCUCCAACUACAAACGCCUGUUACCAUACCAAAUCCAAUAUUAGUGGCGUUUGCGAUAAUCACAACACUUCUGGUAGCCGUUCACAUGCUUGCACUUAUGAUAAGUACCUGCAUACUACCCAACAUCGAGGCCAUAUGCAGCAUGGACUCGAUAAGUUUGGUCGACGAGUCCCCACACGAAAGACUACACUGGUACAUUGAGACCGCUUGGGCCUUCUCAACAUUACUCGGGUUGCUUCUGUUCCUCGCCGAAGUGGCCAUUUUAUGUUGGGUAAAGUUCUACGACAUCAAUACGACUGCAGCCUGGUCGGCCAGUAUAGUUUUAGUACCGAUCCUGUUUAUUUUCUUAGCGUUUGCCAUACAUUUUUAUAGGUCCCUAGUUUCGCACAAGUAUGACAUGACUGUGUCGGGCAUAAGAGAGUUGGAGCUCCUGAAAGAACAGAUAGACGGGGACCAUCAAAACAGUAGGGCAAACGGUUUAAAUGAACUCAUGUCCGGUAUACAUGUAGUAUGAGGUAACGAUUCACAAAUGUGGCUGUGUGAAGGACCUUAUUUUUGUCGAUUGGGUGUUUCGACCUCCGGUUAUACUUUUUGAUAAUAUUUUUUUCUACCUGUUUGGAAAAUUUUACAUUUUAAGUGCUAAAGCUUAUUUUCUAGGUUCGAUGCCUUCGGUUUCACUUGAACUGUUGAAAUGUGACUAGAUCGGUUAAGCCAAAAUUUUUUUUCAUCGGGAAUAACUAUAUCCUAUUUGUUCCUUAUCUUACCUAUGCUGAUGAUUGUUUUGUCGGGAAUCUCAUAGAUAUUCAAAAUGCUUGCUGGCUCAAGUACUUUAUAUCUUAUAACGAAUUAUUUUUAUCCUAUACUUUUAAAGUUUUCUAAUGAAUAUUAACUUCAUUGUUGUGAAUCAAUUUGUUUUCGUUAAUAACUUACGAAGUACGAUCGUAAUUAACGUUUUAUGAGAUGACUGAAAACAUAUUUUUUUUCAUCUGUACAUUCCAAAACAGGACAUAGGAUAGGAUAACUAUUUUGAUAUUGACGAAUUUUAGUGUGUUCCUUUGCUGAAUUAAAUUUGGCAAUGCCUCGAAUAGCUCAAAAGUUGCCUUACGAUAGUACUUAGAUUUUUCAAAAGAAGUUUAAAUUGUUCCUUCGAGGAAGUAAUUUAAUUUCUUGGGUGCUAUGUAGAAUAAUCAAUAAUGACCAAUACGAAAAUGAAUGUUAUGUGAUGGAAAAUGUGAAUAGAUUUUUGUACAUAAAUCGAAUAGAAGAACGGGUGAGACACUGCAAACAUCAUUAUCUGUGAUUUAUCAUGAUUUUUUUAUAAAUGAAUAUACGAUGUAUAAAUGAGAUACAAUAAAUUAUGGACAUAUUCAUAUUAAUAAUU
Harmonia axyridis is the source of this 2128-nucleotide messenger RNA. RefSeq names its product calcium release-activated calcium channel protein 1-like. Gene Ontology annotation, molecular function: store-operated calcium channel activity. Bases 503 to 1261 code for a protein of 252 amino acids. Lineage: Eukaryota; Metazoa; Arthropoda; Insecta; Coleoptera; Coccinellidae. Gene Ontology annotation, cellular component: membrane. Gene Ontology annotation, biological process: store-operated calcium entry. The transcript is spliced from 3 exons. The record is from RefSeq and is a predicted model, not a curated record.